AUGAGCAAAGCGAAACCCGAAAAUCUCCAUGAGAUUCUGAAAUAUAAUAGCUUUAAUGAACUCCCGGAUCCUAACCCACUACCGGAGCGCAAGAUAUUCUUACACCAAAGUAAGCCGUCUUACGAAGCAUCUUCGAGUCAUGACAUCAAGGCAAAUCGGUAUGAAAAACGUUUAAGAUUUGAAUACGGCUGCUCGGAAGCCAUCCCAGCAGAAUUCGACCCAGAGUUAUUAGAAGUUGAUCUACAAGCACGGCUCCAGCUUAACGCUGAAAAUGAGGACUUGGCCCCGGUUGACCCAGAGUAUCAGUCAGGAGAUGACGAACUAUCUGAGCUCGGUGAUAACGAAGACUACCAGAAAUGUGAGCAUAUACCCAACCUUAUUUACACCGAAGAACUAAAUUAUUCUUUCGAAUCCCUCUCAGAUGUAUCAGUAACGGAGUCAUUGGACUCCGACGAGUAUCUUGAUGAGUAUGAGAAUAAUGCGAUUAUUAACGUUGCGAUAGUAGAGAAAAUUACACGGGUAAGUUGCCAAACCGUAGUUACCCCAACCGUUAUCCGCCACUCGGUACCGGAUGUUAUCGUGCGUAAACCUGCACCACGGAUUAAAACCGGAUCGAAACCGCCGCUUUCCCGGAGCGCGUUCGCCCACGCCGGCUUGCCAAGCCCGGAAGAUGGGUCCGCUGCAGCAAGGAGGUACCCUAAAGCGCCCCCGUACUUUCCGUAUCAGAGUAAGGUAAGAAGAACUUAG
Annulohypoxylon maeteangense is the source of this 747-nucleotide messenger RNA. RefSeq lists its product as uncharacterized. Bases 1 to 747 code for a protein of 248 amino acids. The transcript has a single exon. NCBI's taxonomy places the organism in Eukaryota, Fungi, Ascomycota, Sordariomycetes, Xylariales, Hypoxylaceae. The record is from RefSeq and is a predicted model, not a curated record.